AAUAGAAUUAGUGGAGGAAAAAAAAAUUGCAGAAUUUCAAGCAGCCUUUUUUUUUGCUGUUGUUUUUGUUUAAAACCGCGUUCAGGGCGUUAAUCGGAAAGCAAGUGGCGAGUGACAGUGUCAUCCUGCUGUUUCAGGUCAAUUUCAUUUGAAGGGAUUCUUGUCUUUGCACUGGAUUUAGUGUCAAAUUGAAACCUUCCAAAUAAAUCUCUGGGAGAUUGCACAAGAUCAGACAGAAGAAUUCUUUUCUUGAAAAACCUUGAUUUCAAAGAUGUUGAAACGGAAGCAAAGUUCAAGAGUGGAGAGUCAGCCUGUUACAGACUUUGGACCUGAUGAGAUGCUUACAGACAAUGCUGAUAUUUUGUGGAUCAACAAGCCGUGGGUUCACUCUUUGCUGCGAGUUUGUGCCAUCAUCAGCGUUAUUUCCGUCUGCAUGAACACUCCCAAGACAUUUCAGCACUAUCCACCUCUUCAGUAUGUGACGUUUGCCUUGGACACGCUCCUGAUGUUUCUGUACACUUCCGAGAUGAUUGCAAAGAUGCACAUUCGUGGCAUAGUCAAGGGUGACAAUUCAUAUGUGAAAGACCGAUGGUGUGUGUUUGAUGGGUUCAUGGUCUUCUGUCUCUGGGUGUCUCUUGUAUUACAGGUCUUUGAAGUGGCUCAGAUAGUUGACCAGAUGUCACCUUUAAGCAUGCUGCGGAUCCCACGACCACUCAUCAUGAUUCGAGCAUUCCGAAUCUAUUUUCGGUUUGAGCUUCCACGCACUCGGAUUACAAACAUCCUGAAGCGAUCAGGAGAACAGAUUUGGAGUGUGUCCAUUUUCCUGCUGUUCUUUCUGCUGUUGUAUGGAAUUUUAGGAGUUCAGAUGUUUGGCACGUUCACCUACCAUUGUGUUACCAAUGAUACACAGCCAGGCAAUGUGACCUGGAAUAACUUGGCUAUCCCAGACACCCACUGCUCACCAGAUGGAGAGGGAUACCAGUGCCCGCUGGGAUUUAAAUGCAUGGACCUUGAAGACCUUGGACUUACCAGACAAGAGCUGGGCUACAGUGGAUUUAAUGAGUUAGGCACCAGUAUCUUCACUGUUUAUGAAGCUGCCUCACAGGAAGGCUGGGUGUUCUUCAUGUAUCGGGCAAUUGACAGCUUUCCACGAUGGCGUUCAUACUUCUAUUUCAUCACUUUGAUCUUCUUCCUGGCCUGGCUCGUUAAGAAUGUAUUCAUUGCAGUUAUCAUAGAGACAUUUGCAGAAAUCAGAGUACAGUUUCAGCAGAUGUGGGGACCACGAAGCAGUACCACCUCCACAGCCACUACACAGAUGUUUCAUGAAGAUGCAGCUGGUGGAUGGCAGCUGGUAGCAGUAGACAUGAAUAAGCCCCAAGGUAGAGCCCCAGCAUGCUUGCAGAAAAUGAUGCAAUCUUCCAUUUUCCACAUGUUCGUUCUGAGUAUGGUUGCUGUUGAUGUCACUGUGGCUGCCAGCAAUUACUACAAGGGAGAGAAUUCCAGGAGUCAGUAUGAUCUGUUUUAUCUGGCAGAGGUGGCUUUCACAAUCUUGUUUGACCUGGAGGCUCUUGUGAAAAUCUGGUGCUUGGGAUUCACUGGUUACAUUAGCUCCUCCCUUCACAAAUUUGAACUACUGCUGGUGGUGGGGACAACUCUGCACAUUUAUCCAGACCUCUACCACUCGCAGUUUACAUACUUUCAGGUGCUGAGGGUUGUCAGACUGAUUAAAAUCUCACCAGCACUGGAGGACUUUGUCUACAAAAUAUUUGGGCCUGGAAAAAAGCUUGGCAGUUUGGUGGUCUUCACAGCCAGUCUUUUGAUUGUGAUGUCUUCCAUUAGCCUUCAGAUGUUCUGUUUUGUGGAGGAACUCGACAGAUUUACAACAUUUCCCAGGGCUUUUAUGUCCAUGUUCCAGAUUAUUACACAGGAAGGAUGGGUUGACGUAAUGGAUCAAACUUUGAUCGCCGUAGGACAUGUAUGGGCACCAGUAGUCGCCAUUUAUUUCAUCUUGUACCACCUAUUUGCAACAUUGAUUCUGCUGAGUCUAUUUGUUGCUGUUAUUCUGGACAAUCUGGAGUUGGAUGAAGAUCUGAAGAAACUGAAACAGCUUAAACAGAGUGAAGCCAAUGCUGACACCAAAGAAAAGCUUCCACUUCGUUUACGGAUCUUUGAAAAGUUCCCAAACAGACCACAGAUGGUGAAGAUAUCAAAAUUGCCGUCAGAUUUUUCAGUUCCCAGAAUAAGAGAAAGUUUUAUGAAGCAGUUCAUUGAUCGUCAACAGCAAGACACAAGUUGUUUGCUCCGUAGGUUGCCUUCAGCUUCAUCAUCAUGUGACCAUUCCAAACGGUCUUGUAUCGAAGAUAACAAGUAUAUAGAUCAGAAGUUGCGAAGAUCCGUUUCCAGUAUCUGUGCCCGGAAUCUUCUUGAAAAGGAAAAUGCUGUAAAUAAAAUCCUCAGGGCCUGUACUCGGCAGCGAAUGUUGAGUGGAUCCUUUGAAGGACAGCCUGCAAAAGAGCGCUCCAUUCUAAGCGUCCAGCAUCAUAUCCGUCAGGAACGCAGGUCCCUCCGACACGGUUCAAGCAGUCAGAGAAUCAGCAGAGGGAAAUCAUUGGAAACACUGACACAAGAUCAUUCCAGCACAGUACGCUAUCGAAAUGCUCAAAGGGAAGACAGUGAAAUAAAGAUGAUUCAGGAAAAAAAGGAACAAGCUGAAAUGAAACGCAAGGUUCAAGAAGAGGAGUUACGUGAAAAUCAUCCUUAUUUUGACAAGCCUCUCUUUAUAGUUGGCCGCGAGCACAAAUUUAGAACGUUCUGCCGCCUGGUCGUGAGGGCUCGAUUCAAUGCAUCCAAGACUGAUCCAAUUACAGGAGCAGUAAAAAAUACCAAGUAUCAUCAAUUGUAUGAUUUACUUGGAUUGGUCACGUAUCUCGACUGGGUGAUGAUUGUCGUUACAAUCUGCUCAUGUAUAUCCAUGAUGUUUGAAACGCCUUUUACAACAGUUAUGCACACACCUACUUUGCAGAUAGCUGAGUACGCCUUUGUAAUUUUCAUGAGCAUUGAGCUGAAUCUAAAGAUCUUGGCAGACGGCCUAUUCUUCACACCUACUGCUGUCAUAAGGGAUUUCGGAGGAGUGAUGGACAUCUUUAUUUACCUUCAAAGUUUGAUCUUUCUGUGGUGGAUGCCACAUAAUGUUCCUGCCAAAUCUGGAGCACAGCUCCUGAUGAUGCUUCGGUGCCUGAGACCACUCCGUAUAUUUAAAUUAGUCCCGCAGAUGAGGAAAGUUCUCCGGGAAUUAUUCAGUGGUUUCAAAGAGAUAUUUCUGGUUUCAAUCCUUUUGCUGACACUAAUGCUGGUUUUCGCAAGCUUUGGUGUGCAGCUUUUUGCUGGAAAACUUGCAAAGUGCAAUGACCCACACAUCACUCGACGGGAGCUUUGUCAUGGCAUGUUCAGGAUCAACGUCAGUGUCUCAAAGGAUCUCAACUUGAAGUUAAAGGCGGGUGAGAAAAAGCCAGGCUUUUGGGUGCCUAGAGUUUGGGCCAACCCACGUAAUUUCAAUUUUGACAAUGUUGGAAGUGCAUUGCUGGCUUUAUUUGAAGUGCUGUCAUUAAAAGGCUGGGUGGAGGUUAGGGACGUCAUCAUUCACCGAGUGGGCCCAAUUCAUGGCAUCUACAUCCAUGUCUUUGUGUUCCUCGGCUGCAUGAUUGGACUGACGCUCUUCGUUGGAGUUGUCAUCGCUAAUUUCAAUGAAAACAAGGGCACUGCCUUACUGACUGUAGACCAGAGGAGGUGGGAGGAUUUGAAAAGUCGGUUAAAGAUUGCCCAACCACUGCAUCUUGCAGCUCGUCCUGACAAUGGUGGCUUCAGAGCUAAAAUGUAUGAUAUAACUCAACACCCAUUCUUCAAGAGAAGUAUCGCAGUCCUCGUCCUUGCCCAGUCUGUGCUGCUUUCAUUGAAGUGGGACGUUGACAAUCCUGUUACAGUUCCUCUGGCGACAAUGUCAGUCAUUUUCACCUUUAUUUUUGUCCUUGAGGUAACGAUGAAGAUCACAGCCAUGUCACCAUCAGGUUUCUGGCAAAGUAGACGGAAUCGUUAUGACCUGUUAGUGACAUCACUUGGUGUAAUAUGGGUUGUGUUACACUUUGCUUUACUUAAUGAAUAUACAUACGUGAUGGGAGCCUGUGUAAUUGUGUUCAGGUUCUUUUCCAUUUGUGGAAAGCAUGUGACAUUGAAGAUGUUGUUACUGACAGUGGUUGUCAGUAUGUAUAAGAGCUUUUUUAUUAUAGUGGGAAUGUUCCUGCUGCUUAUCUGUUACGCUUUUGCCGGAGUUGUUUUGUUUGGAACUGUGAAAUACGGGGAGAACAUCAACAGACAUGCAAAUUUCUCCUCUGCUGGGAAAGCCAUCACAGUUUUAUUCCGCAUUGUUACAGGGGAAGACUGGAAUAAGAUUAUGCAUGACUGCAUGGUUCAGCCACCUUUCUGUACUCCUGAUGAUGAGAAUUACUGGGAGACAGAUUGUGGAAACUACGCUGGAGCUCUGAUGUAUUUCUGUUCCUUUUAUGUCAUCAUUGCCUAUAUCAUGUUAAAUCUACUUGUUGCUAUCAUUGUAGAAAAUUUUUCAUUGUUUUACUCAACUGAAGAGGAUCAACUGCUGAGCUACAAUGAUCUUCGACAUUUCCAAAUAAUUUGGAAUAUGGUAGAUGACAAAAGAGAGGGAGCAAUCCCAACCUCCCGUGUGAAGUUCUUACUGCGUCUGUUACGUGGGAGACUGGAGGUUGACUUGGAGAAAGACAAGCUGCUUUUCAAGCACAUGUGCUAUGAGAUGGAGAGGCUGCACAAUGGAGGAGACGUCACGUUUCAUGACGUGCUGAGCAUGCUGUCAUACAGAUCAGUGGACAUCAGGAAAAGCCUUCAGCUUGAAGAACUGUUAGCAAGAGAGCAGCUUGAAUACACGAUAGAAGAAGAGGUAGCAAAACAAACAAUACGAAUGUGGCUGAAGAAAUGUUUGAAACGCAUUAGAGCAAAACAGCAACAAUCCUGUAGCAUCAUCCACAGUCUGCGAGAGAGUCAACAGCAGGAGUUAAGCAGGUUCCUUAUUCCCCCCAGCAUCGAGACAACUCAAGCCAGCGAAGAAAUGCUCGCCAGUAAUCAAGAUAAUGAAGCUGCUCCUGAGUCCAGUAGUCAACAGCAGCUGCUCAGCCCAACACACUCAGACAGAGGUGGUUAUCGAUCCGACUCCGCCGAUAUCGGAAAGCCGCAAAGAAAAUUUGGUCAGUGGCGUCUUCCAUCAGCUCCGAAACCCAUCAGCCACUCUGUGUCGACGGUGAAUCUGCGAUUCGGAGGUCGUACAGCCAUUAAAUCGGUUAUGUGUAAAAUUAACCCAAUGUCGGAUGCUGCCUGUUCUGGUUCAGAUGUUAAGAAAUGGUGGACCCGACAACUCACUGUGGAAAGUGACGAGAGUGCGGACGACCUCUUGGAUAUAUAACAUUAAGUGGAGUUCUCUUUAAAGCCGGCAAGGAACCAAAUCACUGAAGGGAAUGAAGACUUUCAAUGUCAUGCCAGAAUCCAACAUCCGAUGUCCUUCACACUGGAAAGUGCCAGGUCACUGAUGAAACAGCGCAUCUGCACAAGCUUCGAGGGGCACUGCAAACCGGAGGAGCACAAUUUCAUCAUUGACUUUACACCGUUUGUCCAUCGGAUUGUGCCAAAUGUUUGAGGUGUUUGGGGACAGGAGGGGCGAGAGUUGUGGUUGCUGGGGUGUGAGUGAUAGGUUUAUCAUUAUUGUGGGCCUCUAUUGUGAUUUGCCAAGUGGGAGAGGGGGGGUGGAAAUGUGGAAAGGGAGAAGAGGGGUGAGGUAUAGGACUCAUUGUGACUCUUUGAAAGAGCUAUCCCAUGAGCUGAAUGGUCUCAUUCCCUGAUUUUCGGAUGUGUUUUUGCUCACAGCAUUCAGUAGAAAACAGCAGAAGAAACACAUCCUCUGGGUUUCCAGAGCUGGAUUAACUUUGCCACCAUGUAGUAUUGUGGAUCACAGUCAUCAAAUUUGCCUCCUCUGACUGGAUGUAUUACUGGAGGUUUUAGCACAUGAUCUCUCACCUCCAAGCACCACCCCCACCUUCCUAUCACUGCCUAGAAGGAUAAUCAAGCAUAGUAAUAGUAAGGUUUGUAAAUGAAUGGACUAACCAUAGCAGAGCUCCAGUUUGAAUUACACUAGAUGAGUCAGAACAGUAUAUGGCAUUCUCAUGUUUUAUUGGUUAUUUCUUCUGGGCGGUCAACCAAGACCUCCACCCAGUCACCCCGCCUUCCCCACAGCCAUCAGUGAACCUGCUCACUUGUCACUGUCAAAUGGAUAACUGUUAAUGUUCCUAAAGUGUUAUUAGGAAAUGCCUUUUUUUAAAAAAAUGCCUCUAUUUUUUUUUCUCCUGGAUUUUUCUCCCAGCACCAACUCGGUGAUUUAAUCAUCACUUCCUGAGACUCCCAGGUCAUCCUGGACACUCAACAUUGAACACUACCUUCCUGUAUGGAUUGUUGUCAAGCUAUUGACAUUCAGAUUUGAUUUUAAAAAAAAGAGUUUGACCUCAUUACAGUAUAGAUUUUAAAACCUAUUUAUGUGCUUUGCCGCCCUCUGGUGUGGAACAUUGUUGAGUGCAAUAUCUUAAAAAGUCACAACCAAAGAGGGAACAUAUUUGCAACUCCUAGACAGACUGUAAGCCAUAACUACUUCAACAAGGAUUAAUCUUAAUUUGAUACUUGUGGAAUUUAAGUUUUCAUUCUUGUAAAUGUAUUGAAUGUAAAACUUAUGUAGAAAUGUCAUGUGUGAAUCUUGGUUGGAUUCUCAUCCGUCAGUAUGAGUUAAAAUGAAAUUUCAACAUUUCGUGCCUUUACUAAAUGUUCAUGUCUGGUCAAACCAUACUUGUUGAUUUGAAAAUUAUUUCUGAAGUGAAUAUUUCUAGUUGUUUUUAAUGUUAUUACACAAUAACCUGUACUUGCCUAAUAUUGGUUUCUGUGUUUUUCUGACAUUAUUGCCAUUGCUAAUCAAGAAACUGAGACGCUGCCUAACCUGCUGUGCUUUUCCAGCACCACACUCCAACUCUGAUAUCCAGCAUCUGCAGUCCUCACUUUC
Chiloscyllium plagiosum (whitespotted bambooshark) is the source of this 7117-nucleotide messenger RNA. RefSeq names its product sodium leak channel, non-selective (gene nalcn). The record is from RefSeq and is a predicted model, not a curated record. Gene Ontology annotation, biological process: monoatomic ion transport; positive regulation of synaptic transmission, cholinergic; positive regulation of synaptic transmission, GABAergic. Gene Ontology annotation, molecular function: monoatomic cation channel activity. Gene Ontology annotation, cellular component: plasma membrane. Lineage: Eukaryota; Metazoa; Chordata; Chondrichthyes; Orectolobiformes; Hemiscylliidae.